Magallana angulata is the source of this 1126-nucleotide messenger RNA. RefSeq names its product carbonyl reductase [NADPH] 1-like. Gene Ontology annotation, molecular function: carbonyl reductase (NADPH) activity. NCBI's taxonomy places the organism in Eukaryota, Metazoa, Mollusca, Bivalvia, Ostreida, Ostreidae. The record is from RefSeq and is a predicted model, not a curated record. Bases 156 to 986 code for a protein of 276 amino acids. The transcript has 2 exons.
CCACAUGUGAUCAUGUCUGUGUUGUUUUCUUUCUUUUUACCUAGGAUUUACAAGUUAAAGGUAAUGAUUAAAUUGUCCCACAAAACGACCCGUUUGGAUUGUGUUUACUUUGGUCACAUUUUAGAACAGACACGUGAAUACCCGAAUCUUUAAUCAUGUCGAAGAAGGUGGCAGUGGUAACUGGAUCUAAUAAGGGGAUAGGGUACGCCAUAGUUCGAGGUCUGUGCAAGCAGUUUGAGGGAGAUGUCUACCUUACUGCAAGGAAGGAGGAGUUGGGCCAGGAGGCCACCAAGAGCUUAAACUCGGAGGGACUGUAUCCAAAGUUCCAUCAACUUGACAUCACGGACCAAGCCAGCAUUGAUCGUCUGAGAGAUUUCCUCAAGAAUACAUACGGCGGUUUGGACAUCCUGGUCAACAAUGCCGGAAUUGCUUACAAGCAAGACUCUACGGCUCCAUUUGCGGAACAGGCAGAAGUGACAAUUAGGACAAAUUAUCAAGGAACACUUGAUCUCUGCAAUGCUCUGUUUCCGUUACUGAGACCGCAUGCGCGGGUUGUAAACGUUUCAAGCAUGGCAAGUACCUUUGCAAUUAAGAAAUGUAGCAAACAGGUUCAAGCAAAGUUUUUAAACUACAAAGUUACAGUCGACGACCUAACAAAUUUAAUGCACGACUUCAUACAAGCAGCAAAAAAAGGUAACCACGAAAGCAAAGGGUAUCCUAGCAGCGCUUACGGCAUGUCAAAGGUCGGCGUGUCAGUUUUGACAGAAAUUCAGCAUCGCCAACUUUCGACAGACUCGCGAGAAGACAUCUUAGUCAAUGCUUGCUGUCCUGGUUACGUCGAUACGGAUAUGUCGUCACACAAAGGGCAUAAAACCAUUGACCAAGGCGCAGACACACCCCUUUACUUGGCUCUUCUCCCGCCAGGAACCAAAAGUCCAGCGGGGAAUUUUUUAUCGGAAAGGAAGAUUAAGAAAUGGAACGAAUAAUCAGUACACUUCAUCUUUGUUUCGUACUUUUAUUUCAAUUAAUUAAGAUAUGUAGAUUAACUCAUUUCUGUUAUGAACUCUAUGAACUUGUAAGAGUAUAAAUACCAAAUUAUUUGUAAAAUAAACUAUUUGCUAACAGG